Molecule: messenger RNA, 4508 nt
Organism: Sceloporus undulatus (fence lizard)
Lineage: Eukaryota; Metazoa; Chordata; Lepidosauria; Squamata; Phrynosomatidae
Gene: P4HA2
Product: prolyl 4-hydroxylase subunit alpha 2
Exons: 12
Coding region: 167-1540 (457 amino acids)
Biological process (GO): peptidyl-proline hydroxylation to 4-hydroxy-L-proline
Cellular component (GO): endoplasmic reticulum
Molecular function (GO): protein binding; procollagen-proline 4-dioxygenase activity; L-ascorbic acid binding
Source: RefSeq, a predicted model, not a curated record
UUCUAGAAGGCGCCCAGGAGGAGGCAUGUCCCUCGUCGUCUCUCUCUCAGGCUGAGGAGGAGGAGGAGGAGGAGGAGGAGGCAAUUGGGGGCUGCAAUUCGCCUCAGGAGCCAAGCCUUGGGAAGGGAAGGGAGCCUCUUUGGGAAGGAUAUUCCAUUGAUUCAAGAUGACGCCAUGGAUUACGCCAUUACUAUUAACUUGCCUUAUCUGCAUGGGACCGACGCAAGCAGAAUUUUUCACUUCUAUAGGCCAGAUGACAGACCUGAUCUAUGCAGAAAAAGACUUGGUACAAUCAUUAAAAGCUUAUAUUCAAGAAGAAGAAUCUAAGCUGGCCAAAAUUAAAAGUUGGGCAGAGAUGAUGGAAUCUCUAACUAUCAAAUCCACUUCAGAUCCAGAAGGCUAUCUUGCACAUCCUGUCAAUGCCUAUAAACUGGUGAAGCGCCUAAACACAGAAUGGCUAAAACUAGAAAAUCUAGUCCUUGAAGAUGCAACCAAGGGUUUUAUUGCAAACCUCACGAUUCAGCGUCAGUUCUUCCCAAAUGAAGAAGAUGAGACAGGAGCUGCCAAGGCAUUAAUGCGCUUGCAAGACACCUACAAGCUGGACCCUGAAACAAUUUCAAGAGGAGAAUUUCCAGGAACAAAAUACAGAUCAGUCCUAACAGUGGAAGAUUGCUUUGGUAUGGGGAAGACAGCUUAUAAUGAUGGAGAUUAUUACCACACUGUCUUGUGGAUGGAGCAGGCACUGAAGCAACAUGACAGGGGUGAUGAAGCAACCAUUACUAAAGUGGAGAUCUUGGAUUACCUCAGCUAUGCCGUUUUUCAGCUUGGUGACAUACACAGGGCGAUGGAGCUUACCAGGCGGUUGAUUUCCCUUGACCCCAGUCACGAGAGGGCAGGCAGCAACAUGCAAUAUUUUGAGAAACUGCUGGAAAAUGAAAAAGAAGAAAAGGCCUUCAGUGAAACUUCAAACACAACAGAGCCAACAACAUAUAGUGGAAUUUAUGAAAGGCCCCAGGACUACCUGCCAGAACGUGAGAUCUAUGAAGGCCUUUGCAGAGGUGAAGGAGUGAAAAUGACACCUCGAAGACAAAAGAGGCUGUUCUGUAGGUAUCACAGUGGGAACCGAAAUCCUCACCUACUUAUUGCACCUUUUAAAGAAGAAGAUGAGUGGGACAGUCCACACAUUGUAAGAUAUUAUGAUGUCUUAUCUGAUGAGGAAAUAGAGAAGAUUAAGGAACUGGCUAAACCAAAAUUGGCAAGGGCUACUGUACGUGACCCUAAGACAGGUGUAUUGACUGUAGCCAACUACCGAGUGUCUAAAAGUUCAUGGCUCGAAGAAGAGGAUGACCUGGUUGUUGCCAAAGUGAAUAGGCGAAUGGAACACAUCACAGGACUAACAGUGAAAACAGCUGAACUAUUGCAGGUUGCUAAUUAUGGCAUGGGAGGACAAUAUGAGCCACACUUCGACUUUUCAAGGGUUAUUUUAAACAAAAUAUUCUUAGGAGAUGUAGUUGUGAUCAUAUUUGGAAUGAUGCAAUAGCAUGCCAUUUCCUCAUGCCUACGAAGUGAGAUGUGAAUGGGGAACAAUUUAUUUGGUCUAUUGCUUUCAGAGAACAUAUGUAACAGCUUGGCUUUACAUUUGUCUUGAGAAGCUAAAUUAGAAUGUAAUUUUGAUUUUUAUGUCUGAUAGUUUGCAGUGUGGGAUUGGCUUUCUUAUCACAUCAGUUUAUUCAAAGCAAGCAAAUGCAAGAGUGGGAUCUUUGCUGCUGUUGUUGAAAAUCCUAAAACCAUUUCUCAUUCAUCAUCUGAAUAAAACUUGUUCAAGCAGUACCACUUGUCUUUUGCUGUUGUUGCAGUUGCAUUGGCCUUGGCCUGGUUGGAUGGUACCCUGAUAGCACUUUCCCCCAUUCAUGUUGGGGAAGUAUUAUGGCAGCAUAUUGUCUAUAACUAUUAGGCUUGGAAAGAAAUUUAAGUACAUUUAAAGCAAUUAUGCUAAUGUUGAUUUGUAUAAGAAAUUCAGGCAUUGAAACAACUAGCAAAGAUUUUCUCACUUGGACCAUUCUUCCUCUUGGCUGGGGAGGAGUCAUACUUGGAAUGCAGCUAGAAGGAACUGCCAAGGUUAAGGAAAGUCAACAGUUGGAUUUAUUAUGGGGUUUGGACUGGUCCUCCAGGCUCUGUAUGCAACACAGAUUAAAACCUGAAGCUGUUUGCUAUUGCUGUAUGAUAAUUAAAGUUUUUUUCCCAGCAUUUCUCCAGCUCUUUGUGUGUUUGUUUAUUUUGCUUCCAUGGCCAUGUUUUAUGCAGUUGUUUUGAUACGUGGCACUAAUGUAGAUUCUCCUAAUGAUGAGGCAGUACAACUUAAACUAAUUUAAACCAUUCUGAAGACAAGUUUAUAUUUUUAUUAACAUGUUAGUUGUGUAAAAACACUAUUUUACCAUUUUAACAUGAUUCCCCCCACCCCCUCGCCUUGGGUCUGUAUUCCAUACUGCAUUCUGGCAACAUGGCUAAAGCACUCUCUGAAUUUUCUGUUAAGCUUUUCUCUCUUCCUGUUAUAUAAGGGUUGAACAGUAACUUCCAUCAGCCCUGGACAGUAUGCCCAGUGGAAAAGAGUGAUAGGAGUUCAAUAACAUCUGAAGAGCUGCACAAUUUCUAUCCCUGUUUUAACAGAUGACAUUUGUGUUCUCCACUGUCUGUGUCUCUGCCUCCUCUGGUCUUGACUCCUGUAUCUUUUACCCUCUCCUUGCUUUCCCACAGCUGUUUCCAGUUAUUGCUAUUUUUAAUCUAGUGUACUCACUUUUACUGAUAGCAUCAUAAGUGUCCCACUACCACAGCUAUCUCUGAUUUCUGUUGUUUCCAUUUGUCUCUCUAUAUCUUUCACCACUCCCAUGCUCCCACUUCUUUUCCAUCCUUCACAACUCUUUGCAUUUCAGUCACCUUAUUUUUUUAUCACACAAGCUUGUCUGCCUGACACUUAAUUCUUUUAGAAUUUUUCUUCCCCCCCCCCCCACCACCAUAGGUCUCUCUUUCCCUUUCUCAGUUAUCCUUCUCAUUUUCUCUUUCCACACUGCACAGAAAUCUUUAUGGUGGAUUUUUACUCUCCUUUUUUCUCCUUUUAAUAUCCCUUUUCUCUCUGUUCAUACUACAUCCCACCCUAACCUCAUUGCCAUCCCACCCUAACCUUGAGUUUAACAGCACACAAAGCACUUACUUUGCCAGCUGUUCAUUGCAUUAACUAAAUCUCAGAAUCAGGUUGGCCCUCAGGAGCAGGCUCAGAAAAUGGUGCCCAAUCUAUCAUUAGCCUUUAAAUGUAGAGUACAGAAGUGGUGAUGCGGGCACUCUCUCUGCCAUUUCUGAUGGACUAUGUCUAGGUUUAGAUGCUUCCUUAAGGAUGUGGGAAAGGCCUGCAAAAAAGGGCAUUUGCUGUUUUAUUAUUAUUAUUAUUAUUAUUAUUAUUAUUAUUAUUAUUAUUUGUAUCUCACCUCUCCCUAUUGGAGGAUCGAGGCAAGUAAAGCAUACCAAAAACAAUUGCAUAGCAAUAACAAAGCAUAACAAAAACAUUCCCUCCAACCCUCCCUUAAAAGACAAUAAAAUCAUAAAAUUCACAACAAGAGUGCAUUAUAACAAAGUUAAGCCAGAGUGGCUGUAUUAAAGGGGGGAGAAGUGGAGCAAGUGGACAGUUCUAUCCUUUUAGGAGGUCAGUCUUGGAAGGCCCACCAGAAAAAUUCCGUUUUUACCGCCUUUUGGUAGGGUGUGAUAACUGCUUUCAGAUUUUUUUAUGACUUGCUUUGAUCAUGUAAUUAACAUCUAAAACUUUGUAGAAACAUUACAUCUUAUUCUUAGCAUUUUUAUCCUGAAAUCUUGCAUUCCCACUGUGACAUUUGAAUAGUGUGAUCGCUGCCCAAAGCUUUGGUCUUGUGUGGCCUGAAACAGUCGAGAAGUCUCAAAAUCUUCAGGAAGUCAACAAUCUCUUUAGCUAAAAUCAUUAUUGAUAUUACAAUCCAUCAAAUUACAAAACAAGACUAAUACUAACAACACUCUUUUGCAGUGGAAACCUUUAAUGAGAGUUAAUGAGAGCGGCACACUUGCCUCAGCUGUAUGUAAUUUAAGAAGAGAAAGCAGCCAGUUACAAUGAACUUUCUUAAAUGUUUAGAAUACAUGCCUAUACAAAAUGAUCCCAUCCAGUCCUGAUUUGGUUAUUCAUCAAAGUGCAGAAUCUGCUGCUUCCAAAUGGUGUUCCAUUUUUAAGUCCCAUGAACCGUAGCCAGCAGGGCCUAUAGUGAGGGAUGCUGGGAUGUCUAAUCCAGCAAUAUUUGGAGGACCGCAAAUUAUCCACUGUUCUGCUACAUACUGAUUUGAUAGCUAAAAACAAGAAGAACUUUCCCUGUUCUUCUUCUUGCCUGUAUACCUGGUGUCUGUUUUGGAUAAAAAAAAGUGGUUGAGUCAUAGGUUGAAACAACAAAGUUUUGACUUUGCAUUGCUAUGCUGACUUAAUACUUACUGUGUCAAUA